Messenger RNA from Hippopotamus amphibius kiboko, 3399 nucleotides. RefSeq names its product centromere protein C (gene CENPC). Gene Ontology annotation, molecular function: centromeric DNA binding. Gene Ontology annotation, cellular component: kinetochore. Gene Ontology annotation, biological process: attachment of mitotic spindle microtubules to kinetochore; kinetochore assembly; spindle attachment to meiosis I kinetochore. The transcript is spliced from 19 exons. NCBI's taxonomy places the organism in Eukaryota, Metazoa, Chordata, Mammalia, Artiodactyla, Hippopotamidae. The record is from RefSeq and is a predicted model, not a curated record. Bases 214 to 3069 code for a protein of 951 amino acids.
UUAAAUUGCGUAGGGUGGUGAGCGCGGGUGGGCGCGCUCGCUGGGUCGCGGCUCCCAAGUUCCCGCGAUCUCGCGCAGUCUCUGGCUUAAAGGCGCUACUGAGUUUCCGCCUGGCGGCCCUGCGGGUGACUGCGUCCUCGCUGGGCUGCGCAGAGCUGAGGUCCGUGUGGACUACCGCCCCAAACCCCUGCGCGGGCGGAGCCGAGCAGGAACAUGGCUGCGUGGGGGCUGGAUCAUCUCAAAAAUGACUAUAGAAGAAGAUUUUGCCGACCUCCCAGGGUACCUGACAUUAAUACAGAGCAAGGCCAGAACAUACUGGAAAUCUUACUAGACUGUUUUGAAGAAAAAAGUAUUGCCAAUGAUUUUAGCGCAAAUUCCACCAAACCAGUGCUUUAUUCAACACCUAAAACAAAAACCGUUUGUAUUCAGUCACCAAGCAAAGAGACUCAGUGCCAGAAAUCACGUCCAAAAUCAGGUCCAGUUUCUUCAAGGAAGAAAGAAGCCCCUCUGCAGUUAAUUGUAGAACCAAGUGAAGCUGUCAACAAAUCAGUUCAGGCCCAUGAGGUUCAUCAGAAAACUUUGGCAACUGAUGUUCGUUCUGAAAAUACAUCUGACUUGAGAGAAAUGUCAAGUAAAAAUCAAAAAGAUCAUCAUAGUGAAGCUGAUGAGGAAUUUUACUUAUCUGUUGGCUCACCUUCUGAUCUUCUGGAUGCAAAAGCACGUUUACUGCAAAAGGCUAUUCCAUCUGUUGCCCAAAAGGGAGAGACCUAUACUUCUGAAAAUUCAGUAAAUAUGCUGUCUUCAAGUACAGAGAUUUCUCAUAAAACCAAAAAACGGUUAAACUUUGAAGAUAAAGAUGUUUUGAAGAAAGUAGAAAUAACGAAUAAAGUAUCAGAAACAGAGGAUAAAGUAUCAGAAACAGAGGAUAAAGUAUCAGAAGGACCACAAGAGAGGAAACAGUUAGGAACCUCUCAAAAAAGAACACAAGAUUCAGAAUGUGAAAAUCAACCGCAAGCUAGAAAGAGUUUUUCAACAUUGUUUUUAGAAACUGUAAAAAGAAAAAGUGAAUCCAGUUCUGUUGUUAGGCAUAUAACACCUGCUCCAUCUCAUUCAUCGCCUGCAAAUAAUAUGAAGUUAUUAGAAGAUGAAUUUAUCAUUGAUGAAUCAGAUAAAAGUUUUGCCAGUCAACCUUGGAUUACUAUACCAAGAAAGACUGGGCCUCUGAAACAACACACAGUAUCCCCUGCUGAGAGCACUGUACAACUUCAAAGGAGGAAGUCAAGAGAAAAACAUGACAGUGUAUCAUCUACAACUUUGACAAGUAACAGACAUCCUGGCAAAGCUCACCCAAUAGAGAAAUCACAGCCCUCUGAACAAAAAAUACUGGGUGGAAGUUGUGGUUUGACAAAUGAAACGGAAAAUAACUGUAAAUCUGCAAAACAUGAAAUGUAUUCAGAAAAUGCAAAAAAAUCAUCUGUAAACAAAAGGACUAUAAAACAAAAACGAGGAACAAAAUUUAAGGCCAGUGUAGUUGAAGAACAAGUUGACAUGGAACAAUCUAAAGAUAAAAAUAUAAAUAUAUCACAUAUUGCCCAAGACAGGUUACAAAGAAAUUCAGACCGAAAUAUGGAAGAGGGUGAAGAGAUAAGUAUUCACAUUUCCCCAAAACAGUUGCUACCUGUGGGAAGCAAGAAGGGUAGUACCAAUGUUCCUCAGACAGAGAGUCAGAAAAAAGAUAAGGAAUGCAAAAAGAAGCAUUAUUCAGAGGGGUCCAAGAAGAACAAAAUUGUACCUGAAGAAUUGACUUCAACUGUCACAAGAAGUCGAAGAAUUUCCAGACGUCCAUCUAAUUGGUGGGUGGUAAAAUCAGAGCAGAGUCUUUUUUCUAGCAAUUCUGCAAUAAGAAAUGAAUUGUCAUUGCAUCAUAACAGCAGACAAAAACCUGAAAAAAAAAACCAAUCAUCUAAGAAUAUUGGGGAAAAAACCAUUCCAUUUAAAAGGCAGAAGAGAGCUAACGAAGGCAGCUCAAGAACACAGAAGGUUUUAAAUGCUAAAGAUUCUGGUUGUUCCCAGAAUGAGUCAUUGGAAAGCAAUGAGGCAGAUCUGGCUAAGAAGACAAACCUUAAUCCUUCUGGAGGUACAGGAAGCUCAAAGAAUCAAGAUAGUAUGGCUACACAAAAUGUUCGUCAGAAGUCUCAGAUCAGUGGAUACACAUGCAAGACUCCAGCAGAGUCUAACUUGGAUGCUGGAGAGCCUGGAACUUCAGUUUUGGAAGGAAGUGGACCUUCCAGGCUCAAGAAUUAUUUAACGUCUGGAAUGAAUAAUUCAGAUGUGGAUGAUAAUGAAAUUCAGGAAAGUUCAAAUGAUUCAAGAGUAAAAAGAUUGAACUUAACACCAGAGAAAAAGAUGCAUCACAAAUUAAUUUUACCCUCCAACACACCAGAUGUUCGCAGGACCAUGAGAACACGAUCAAAACCUUUGGAAUACUGGCGAGGGGAGCGAAUUGAUUAUCAAGGAAGACCAUCAGGAGGAUUUGUGAUUGGUGGAAUACUGUCCCCAAGCACAGUAUCGUCUAAAAGGAAAGCAAAAGGCAACUUGGAAAGAGUCAAUACAAUAGUUAAUAGGAAAAGAAUCUGUCUUGAUGAUGAUGAAAGAAAGAAUAAAUUCAUGGUAAAUCUGAAUAUACCUCUGGGAGAUCCUUUGCAGCCAACAAGGGUAAAGGACCCAGAAACACGAGAGAUUAUUCUAAUGGAUCUCAUAAGGCCACGAGGUACAUAUCAGUUUUGUGUUGAACAUGGUGAGUUGAAAGUAUAUAAAACAUUGGAUACACCAUUUUUUUCUACUGGAAAAUUGAUAUUAGGACCACAUCAAGAAAAGGGAAAGCAGCAUGUAGGCCUAGAUACACUGAUUUUUUAUGUUAACUUUGGUGACCUUUUAUGUACCUUACAUGAAACACCUUAUAUAAUAACAACUGGGGAUUCAUUCUAUGUUCCUUCAGGUAAUUAUUACAACAUCAAAAAUCUCCUGAAUGAGGAAAGUGUUCUUCUUUUUACUCAGAUAAAAAGUUGAAAGUUGAAGAAAAGUUUAAAUAUGUGUAUAUAUAUAUAUUUACAUACAUACAUAUAAAACAUUGUGCAGUUGAGAUGUUUAUAUUUGUAAUUAUUCAUAAUGUUUUAAAAUAGUCAAUGUUGUGUACUUAUUCCAAUAAACAUUUCAAACUUCCAUGUGUAUCUUCUAAUUUUUCCACAAAUAUACACAUAGCCUAUAGUGAUGCCCAUAUUUAUAGUAUUUUAAUAAUAUGAAAGGAAUACCAAAAUCACUGUUGCCAGUGAUACACAGGCAUACCUUGGAGAAGCUGUGAGCUUGAUUCCACCACAAUAAAGCGAAUGUUGCAAUAAA